Messenger RNA from Etheostoma cragini (Arkansas darter), 1585 nucleotides. RefSeq names its product tetraspanin-8-like. The transcript has 10 exons. Gene Ontology annotation, cellular component: membrane. The coding region runs from base 191 to 994 and encodes 267 amino acids. Lineage: Eukaryota; Metazoa; Chordata; Actinopteri; Perciformes; Percidae. The record is from RefSeq and is a predicted model, not a curated record.
UCACCCAAUACUUUCACUAAUGUCCUCCCACAUACGCCCAUGCACAAACACCAAAGGGGCUCUGAGCGCAACAAGAUGAAAAGUUUCUCUCUCUAUUUAAGGAAUACACAUCUCUAUAUCCUGUGGACUUCUCUUUAGGAAAACUUUAAACGGUAUUCCAAAUAUUGACGGCGAGUUUGAGCGCAACACCAUGGGGAAAGUGAACGUCUAUUUGAAGCGAAACUUCAUAGUAAUGUUAAGUUUGAUCGCGGUUUGCAGUGUCUUUCUGUUGGGAUUCACUCUGUUCAGCCAUGGAUACCACUACCAAAAUGAAGAGAUGGAAGAGGCGAACCUUUCAGGUAUUCAUACCAUGUAUAUUAUUUCCGGCAUAACUCUGGCCUUGGCCCUCAUUGGUGUAUAUGGUGCAUACAAAGAGAAGAAGUGGGCGCUUAUAGUGUUUGCAGUUGGAAUGAUCCUGGGCAGUAUGUUCAUGACUUUCAUAGAAGUUAUCGGACUGGCUGCGCUGCAAUCACCGUUGUCUGAAGGAAUAAAGAACCACUACCUACAUAUGCUGCCGCUGACUAAUGCUAGUGAGAGCUCUAUAGACAGCAUGAAUGAAAUACAGAUGCAUUUGCAGUGUUGUGGACUGGAUCAGGGCUACCUGGAUUGGGGCUACAACAUCCCAGAAUCCUGCAUAUGUGAUGAAGAGUCUUAUAAUCCAUGUGUGGCAGGUCCUAAAAACAGCAGUUUGUCUGAGCACAUGGUCGAUGGCGAGCCUGUCAUGAUUUAUAAUCAGACAUGCAUUCCAUUCUUGAUUGAGGAUGCGACAACGAGCGUGCGUAAUGCAUUGGGCUUAUUUCUGGGAUUGACAUUAUUCUGGAUAUUGUCAGUGGUGUUGUGCGUCUUCAUCUUAUGUCAGUUGAGAAAGAAGGACGAUGUCCCUGUAGUGGUCUACAGUCCAGAGGCGAAAGCAGGCAACUACACCGUUCUGGCAGAUGGUGCAGAGUACAACUGAUUGGUACAAAACAUAGUGUUUUUAUGAUGUUUGAAUAUAUCAGAAGUUGCCUUCAACAACUGAGUUUGCAUGAAAAAUAUGUACAUUUUAUUAUUUUCUUAAAAUGUAUUUGUCUAGGUAGGAUGUAUUUGUAUUGUUUUUUUUAUUUAAACCAUUAACCCUUUCUUCAUUUUUGUCAUCCCUGAAGAUGCAUGUUUUUACAAUGGUAACAUUGUGGGCUUUGGUAAGAAACAUUUAACAUUGUUAAUAUGUAAUAUAAGUAUUUUUUUUGUUUUAAAUAUAUAUAUAGAUGUAACUAAAAUACAUAUACGGCAUAGUAAGUCUGAGACCUACACCCUUCUGCUACAUAAGAUAUACAGUAAUACUGUAGCGCAUCUCCUUCCACUGUCGAGUGGUAUUAUCAUCCCAGAUUAUAAUCUUAAUUGAACACCUUUCAGCCAAGAAGUAAGCAUUUGCAAGCAAUAAACUGAAGCGUAUUGUUAGACACGGAAAUAGAGAUUACAUUGAACACAUUCAAUUGAGAUGGUUAAAGAAAAUGCGUUUUUUUAAAAGCACUGGUGAAGAUAUGACUGUGGAAAUAUUUAGGUUAUG